This is a messenger RNA of Stegodyphus dumicola, 10270 nucleotides long. RefSeq names its product microtubule binding protein furry (gene fry). Gene Ontology annotation, cellular component: site of polarized growth; cell cortex. Gene Ontology annotation, biological process: neuron projection development; cell morphogenesis. The record is from RefSeq and is a predicted model, not a curated record. Lineage: Eukaryota; Metazoa; Arthropoda; Arachnida; Araneae; Eresidae.
ACAACAGUGGGAUAAGUAGUGAAUUUUUCCUCAUGUUGUAGUUUAGUGAUUUUGAGAACCAUGGCUUCUAAUGAAGCCAGAACGCAAUCAAAUUGCUAUAAUAUCAGUACACAGUCACAGCUUCCGUGGGGUGUAAGGAAAGAGCGGCAGACAUUUCCAUCUGGUAUAAAUAUUGACAUUGAAGUGAAACCUGGUGAGUUUAUUCUAAGAACUCUGUUUGCAGAAUUCACAGUUCAAGCUGAACGGAAAAUUGAUUUGGUUCUUGCGGAACCUUUAGAAAGACCCCUCUCAAAAUCGCUGCAAAGAGGAGAAGAUGCUCUGUUUGAUCAGCUUCUGAGUGCAUUUGGUUCGGUUGCGGAGCAUUGUUUGCCAUCUCUGUUACGAACUCUGUUCGCUUGGUAUGAUCGUCAAGGAGUUGAUUCUUCCCUGUCGCAAGAACAUAGGCUGAGAGCAGAUUCCAAAAAUAAAAAUGAUUUACAAGAGAAAACAGAAAAGGAUUAUUUGCAUGAAAGACGAGAUCUUGCAGUUGAAUUUAUAUUUUGUUUGGUGAUUAUAGAAGUUUUGAAACAGUUGUCAGUACAUCCAGGACAUGAUGAUUUAGUAAAUUACAUAGAAAAUCUUGCUUUCAAGCAUUUUCGAUUCAGGGAAGGAGCACAAACAGGUCCAAAUGCUCAGAAUGUUAAUAUAAUAGCCGAUCUUUAUGCUGAAGUCAUAGGUGUUUUGGCGCAAUCGCGAUUUCAGUCUGUUAGGAAACGCUUUAUGGCAGAAUUGAAGGAGCUUCGUAGUAAAGAACCGAGUCCAAUUACAACUCAUAGUAUUAUUAGUUUAUUAAUGGGUAUGAAAUUUUUUCGUGUAAAAAUGGUGCCAAUUGAAGAAUUUGAAGCAUCAUUCCAGUUUAUGCAAGAAUGUGCAACUUACUUUCUUGAAGUGAAAGAUAAAGAUAUCAAGCAUGCUUUAGCUGGAUUAUUUGUUGAAAUUUUAGUACCUGUGGCAGCUACUGUUAAAAAUGAAGUAAAUGUACCUUGUUUGAAAACCUUUGUAGAAAUGUUGUAUUCACAUACAUUAGAUCUUUGUACAAAAAAGAAACAUAGUUUAGCUCUGUUUCCAUUAGUUACUUGCUUGUUGUGUGUCAGUCAAAAGCCAUUUUUUCUUCAAAAUUGGCAUUACUUUCUAGCCAUGUGUUUAUCUCAUUUAAAAAAUAGAGAUCCAAAAAUGUGUCGUGUUGCUCUAGAGUCACUCUAUCGUUUAUUAUGGGUUUAUAUGAUUAGAAUUAAAUGUGAAAGUAACACAGCUACUCAGAGUCGACUACAGAGUAUUGUUAAUUCCUUAUUUCCUAAAGGAUCAAAAGCUGUUGUACCAAGGGAUACACCUUUGAAUAUAUUUGUUAAGAUAAUACAGUUCAUUGCUCAGGAAAGAUUAGACUUUGCAAUGAAGGAAAUUGUUUUUGAUUUGUUAUCUGUGGGAAGACCCAUUAAAAUCAUUCUCACGCCUGAACGUAUGAGCAUUGCUUUGAGAGCCUUUUUAGUUGUCGCUGAUAGCUUGCAGCAAAAAGAAGGCGAUCCUCCUAUGCCAAGAACUGUUGGUGUUUUGCCAUCAGGAAACACUCUUCGAGUUAAAAAGACUUUCCUAAAUAAGAUGCUGACUGAUGAAACAGCUAGAACUAUUGGAAUGUCUCACUAUCAUCCAUAUGUGAGAAAAGUAUUUGAUGACAUUUUGAAAGCUUUAGAUGUUCAGUUUGGUCGUCCGCUUAUGAUGACCACUGUGCAAAAUAUCAAUAAAGAACCUGAUGAUAUGAUAACUGGUGAAAGGAAGCCUAAAAUAGAUUUAUUUCGCACAUGUGUUGCAGCUGUUCCCAGAUUAAUACCUGAUGGCAUGAGUCGUCAUGAUUUAGUUGAUCUUUUAUCUCGUCUUACAGUACACAUGGAUGAGGAACUGCGAGCAUUAGCUUUUCAGUCUCUUCAGAAUAUGACUCUUGAUUUUCCUGAUUGGAGAGAAGAUGUUAUUUAUGGUUUUGUGCAAUUUAUGUUACGGGAAGUGAAUGAUACAUUCCCUCAACUUCUUGAUAAUGCAUUACGUAUGUUAUUACAGUUUCUUACAAACUGGAAGAAUGCUGUGUCCUCUCAGUCUCAAAAUUCUCUCAGGAAGGAUUCUCGUGAACAGAAUAAAAUUGAUCAUUUAUGUUCAGUGCUUCAUCUAAUUGAAGCCGUGGCUUUGGUAAUGCUUUGUCACUGUCGACUUCCACCUCGACGAUUGUCUGUUCAUAUCUUAAAGGAAACUAAAGCACUUUUGAAAACUUUAGUCCCAACAUGUGAGGAAGAUUAUGUUGCUGAAACCAUUGAUCAGUGUUGUCCUUUAGUUGCAGAAAAGUGUCUUCCACUUUUACCACCUUCCGAGAAAGCAGCUUUGCUUUCUGCCUCUCACAUUGAUCUUCAGUGGCUGACAGAAAGAAAUAGUUCAGUGUGGACAUCAGGAAUUCAUGAUAUAACAGAGGGUUCAAAUAAAGUGUCUAGUAACUUAGAAAUAACAGAUAAUUCAGGAAUAGAUCCUUGGUGUGUAUGUUUGUUAGGUUUCAUUGACAAUAGUAGUUUAUUGAAAAGAUGCCCAACAGCUGUUGCCCAUUCUUGGCCUAUAAUAUAUUCAAGGAUAACGACUCUUUUCAGUUAUCUGGAUCUUAAUCCUGUAAGUGAUAAUAGAGCAUCUUUAUUACGACCAACAGUUGUGAAAAAGGCUCUUAAUGAAAGAGAACUGCAUCUGACUCUUUGGAGAAAUUAUUUAAUGUUUGCCUGUCGAAUUGCACCUCCAAACUGUUCUCCUCCUAUGAGAUUUAUUGCACCUGAACUGAAUCUAAGUUCAUCACCAGAUAGCGUAAGUUCUGAAAGAUCUGACAGUCGGUCUCCUAAUAAUAUGGGGGUUCAAGUAUCAAGUCUUUUUAAACAAAUUAUUCCACUCCUUAGAAGUGAGCAAGCUGACAUGCGAGAUGCUAUUGUUCUUGGAUUAUCUAAAGUUAAUCAUUUAGCUGUAAAAGAUCUUAUGGAAGAAUUAGUUGUUUAUAUUAGGGAAGCCAUAGAUCGGAAACAAGAAAAUGUUAGACGACGUCGGCGUCGAGAUGUUCUUAGAGUACAGUUGGCCCGUGUUUUGGAACUUAUUGCGGAGCAAGGGACAUUUGGUAUCAGUAAUAGUGUCCUUGAUAGAGAUGCUUCCUCUUUGAAUACAACAUUUGUUGAAUAUAUUGAUGGAGCACGUUUAUAUCUUGAAACAGAAAAUGAUAAAGAUGUUCCAAGUAUUGUGCAAGAAAUUAAACAACAUUUUUGUGGAUUUAUCCAUAAACUUAUUAAAAGCUUUUCUUUAGAGAAUAGGCAUAAUUUACUUGGCUGUGACUUAUGGAGGAAUCUUUUUUAUCUGUUUGCUUCAUGGAGUGGUAAAUAUAGUUCUCAUUUUGGUAUAGGUGACCGAAAAAUUGUAAAAGAAGAACCAUGCUCAGAAUUUGAAUUCUCCGCAUUACAAGCUAUGUCAGCUGUUUUGUGUUGUGGACCUUGUUUUGAUCCUCAGGGUAUUGGUGAAGAAGGACCAUUUUAUGCUUGGUUAAAUGGCCUAUUGAAUUCUGAUCUUGAAAAAGUAUACCAAUUAGGACAAGAAACUGUAGUACUCUUAUUGGAAUUUAAUUCUGACUGUGGCACAUUAUUGGAUUGGUUAGUUGACUGCUGUUAUACUGGUGAUACCCAGAUGGCUGAUGGUUGUUUCAAUGCACUUGCCACAAUUUUUAGUGUGCGGGAAUAUCCGUGUGACCAUUAUAUGGCAAUUAUUAAUGUGACGUUGCUCAAUACUGGGUGUCCGCGAACCAAAAUCCAAGAAACUGCAUUUCAGUUGCUCCAGAUUUUAGAUCAUCGUUUCUUUGGAUCUAGUACAUCUCUCCCUGUUGAUGGUGAAACAGAUGCUGUAAAUAGAAAUGUUGUGUUACGAAAAAAGCCACCUCAGUUUUGCGAUGCAUUAUUUUCAUCAGGCUAUCCUUGUACGCAAAUGCAACUUUCACAUCAUCUAGCUCAAAUGCAUCCUGAGUUAACUAUGCCAAUAUUUUCUGAAAUAACUAGUAGGCUUCAAACUGCACGCCCACCAGUCAGACAGAAUUUAUUACAAUAUAUUUUACCUUGGCUGUACAAUAUGGAGUUGGUUGACCCUAAUAUUACUCACUGCAGCCCACUUCCUCACCUGAGUCGUAUUCAAGAAUUUUGUUCUACAGAAACUUGCCAGAGUAUUGCUUUAGAACGUAGAGAAGGUUGGGGUUCAGCAGAAGCAACAGAAAUGGUAUUAAAUAAUCUUUUUUACAUAACUGCUAAAUUUGGUGAUAGCCAUCCUCAUGAAAUUGAAGAACUCUGGGCAUCCUUGUGCAAAUGUUGGCCAAAUAAUUUAAAAAUUAUUAUUAGAUAUCUUUUUAUAAUAACAGGUCUAGCCUCAAAUGAACUGCUUGUAUAUGCCAAACGAGUUGUAUUAUUUAUGGCUAAAGCAAGACCAGAAAAAUUACUGGAUGAAAUGAUGGCUGAUAUGCAAACUGUAGAAACAUUAAACUGCCUGAUAGAAAGGACAGAAACACCUCCAUUCUUUCGAGUAACUAGUGUUCGCAAAGAAAGUAGUCAUUCAGAUGAUGGAGGGUCCAGCUCACAGCCGGAUGCUCCAAGGAGUGAAAUAACUCUUGAGCGAGGAACUCUUCAUACAAAAAGACACAGCACAGAGAGUGGUUGUGAGAAAGACAGUCAAAUCAGAAAAGAUCUUUGUGGAUCUGAAUCAGUUCAGAAUACCUGUAGUAUAGCAAACACUGGUAAAGUCAAUCCUGGUCCAUCUUCUACAACUGCUAGUGAUGAUGGACAAAAUACUAUAAUUUCUUCAGUUGAAGAAGAAAAUUUUCUGCUUUUAUGUCACGUUCCUGAGGAGGAUAACGUGAAACCAGAAACACCUCAGCCACAUCCUUUACCAAUGCCAGAAUUUGGUGGAUAUUAUGCUCCUUUAACUGAAUUUCUUCCAGAUAGUUCUCAACCUGUUACUGGAUUUCAUCGUUGUAAUUUAGCUGUGAUGCUGUUGGCUGAUGUUUUAGAUGGUAUAAAUAUUGAUUGGUCUCCCCAUGUUCCGUUAAUGCUUCAUGUUAUAUUUCUAGGUCUAGAUCAUACACGUCCUCUAGUACAUGAACACUGUAAGACACUUUUGUUAAAAUUAUUAAUUGUUUUAACGAAACAUGAAGAUCACUUGGGUGUUGCAAAAAUCCUCUUGAAUAAUAAGACUCAAGAGCUAGGUUAUGGUCUUCCAAUUCAGACUUUAGUGACAAAAAUCAAUUUCACUGAGCAGAAACUUUUUGAAGAACCGGACAUUACUGAAGAAAUAAAUGCUUCGUCUGUAUAUGAAACUGAGUCCAAUUCAAGCCGAGAGCAAGAUAAUGGCUCAUGUGAAACACUUGCAAAUCAUGAAGCCACAAAAACUCAUAUUUUAGAUAGCAGCUGCAUCACUCCAAAUGUUAAUGAUACUAUAAAAUCUCUAAUUGAUUUCCUAGCUGCAAAGAAAGGUCAUGCUUUGUGGAGCUAUGAGGAUAUCACUGCAAAAGUAUGGUCUGUGAAAAGUGCUGAACAAUUAACAACAUUUUUACAGCAUGUGUUAUUUGUAUUUAAGGAAUCUAUUCCAAUGGCUCAUAUUCAAGAUCGUUGGGCUCAGAUAGCCCUACAGUUAGCACUUUCUUGCUCAUCACGGCAUUAUGCUGGGCGAUCACUUCAGAUAUUUAGAGCUUUGAAAGUGCCUCUUAAUGCUCGAAUGUUAUCAGAUAUCUUGUCACGUCUUGUUGAAACUGUGACAGAACAAGGAGAGGAUAUGCAAGGUUAUGUUACUGAACUGAUGCUCACUCUUGAGGAAGCAAUUACUUCAUUAGAUUCUGCUUUCAAAAUAAGUGAUAUCAUGAAGGACUUCUUCAAAUCAACUCCAAAUCUCAAUAAAGAGAGUAAUCGUAAAAGUGCUCCACCAAUAACAGUUACUCAUUCUGGGCAUGGUAGCGGUUCAAGCAACCCUUUACCCAUGUCAGUUCAUCAUCAACGUAGUACAUCAUAUUCUGGAAGAAAAUAUCCAGAUUCCCCAUCAGUUGAAAUAAAAGACCUACGAAACCGUAGCAGUACUGAUAUUGAUGUUAGAUUACGCUCAAAUAAUCUGGGAAGAUCUAGAAGUGCACAGUCAUUAAAGAUGGCAGAUGAACAGUUUUCUCAAGAGGACAGAAUGGCACUUCUAGCUCAAUUUUUUUGGAUAGCUGUUUCAUUACUAGAAUCAGAUUAUGAACAUGAAUUUUUAUUAGCUAUAAGGUUACUUGAGAAAGUUAUGACAAAAUUACCUCUUGAACGAACUGAUUGUCAAGAAAAAUUAGAGAAAAUACAAAUGCAAAUAAAAUGGUCAAAUUUUCCUGGUGUUCAUGCACUGCUACUUAAAGGGUGUGCAUCACCUACCACAUUUGAUGGUACCAUCAAAAUUUUAAGUCAAUUUACUGGUUUGUUAGAUAUUCCUAUUGUUGAUCCAUCAGAGUCUUUGGCUUUCCCAUUUCAUGUCAUGGCUUUACUACCUUAUUUACUAUUAAAUUAUGAUGAUCCCAAUAAUCUGUGUAUCAAGAGUGCUGAAAACAUAGCUCAGGUAUGCAUGGAGAAAUCAAAAAAAUUAGAAAAUCUGGCUACUGUCAUGAUGUUGUACAGCAGACGUUCUUUUAGCAAGGAGAGCUUUCAGUGGACAAAAUGUGUUGUUAAGUAUUUGUAUGAUGCCUAUUGUCAUGUAUUUCUAAAUCUGAUUACAUUUUUAGUUGAAAUUUUAGAAAAAGGGCCACAAAAUCUUACACUACAUGUCCUUGGCAUCUUGUAUUGUGUGUUGCAUUAUUUAGAUGUAACUUGUUCUGCUCAGGCUAUCAAUUCUGAUCUAUUAAGAGUAAUCUCAAGAUUUAUUGAGGGCCCACAAUGGAAAGAUGCUUUGAAAAUAUUGAAAUUGGUUGUUACUCGGUCGUCAACACUUGCUGCGCCACCUGCUCCUUUUAGUGUUGGCAGUUCUGCAGCUGAUAGUGUAAGCAUUGCAUCUAAUACGUCUUUUGCUGAUUCAGAAUUUGGAACAAAACGAGAAUUGCCUGGUAGAACAAUGGAAUUCACUAUUGAUUUGUCUCUCACUCCUAUAGUUGGACAAAGAUAUCUCUUGAAAGAUAGUCCUAAAGAAGGAGAUAAAGAAGGAUCUACUGCUUCGCCUAGACGUAGCCUAUCUCAUAAUCAUUCUUUUACAGAAAAUGGAUCUGUGGGUUGGAAGCGUCCAUGGCUUUCCCAAGCUAGAACAAGAGAACAUUUAAUUGGAUUACUCACUAGCUGUGGACAAAGAGUAGGUUUGCCAAAAAGUCCAUCUGUUAUAUUUAGCCAGAGUAGUGAUAUCAUUGAGCACCAGUCUUCAAUGUGCAGUAGCACUGAAGAAAUAUCAGCUACUAAUAAUGAAUCUGCUGAUAGUAAACUUGAAGAUGGCCAUCCAGAACAUGCACAAUUUGGUGUUUUCAAAGAUUUUGAUUUCUUAGAAUAUGAAUUAGAAAGCCAAGAAGGAGAAAGUAUGGAUAAUUUCAAUUGGGGUGUUCGUCGACGAUCGCUUACGAAUUAUGAUGGUAGUGCUGAUGACAUUUCAAAACCAAAAUUGAGCCUGAAUAUGAGUAAUUCAACUCUGAGUCCUCGCAAGGAGGAAUCAUCUGAUGAUGAAAUGGGAAGUGUUUCCCCUCUAGAUGAUGUGCAUCCUGACUUACCUAGCAGUAGUAGUGGAUACGUAUUUCCACCAAGUUCCUUGCCACUGUCUGAACACAGGCGAAGACCCAUUAGUCCAGCCUCUGGCUCAACUCAUAGUAUGGCGAGUGAUGGAGAUUUAACUUUGAGUAACACUUCACCCAGUUUCUCACCAUUGGCAGCAAUACAUUUACCACCUGGUUCAGAAGAUAUUGAAGAUUUAUGGAGAUCUCAUGUACGAGACUUGAUGACAGAUACUAGUGGAAAUAUUGCUGCAAACACAUACCAGGCUAUGUCUCGUUUGUUUAAGGAGAUGUUUAGAAGAGUAACCAGAUUAACACGAGAAUGUUGUCAGAUGAUUUCCCAUGUAGAUGCUUUUCGAAAUGUUGCAUCACAUUUUCUUACAAUGCUUGACAUUCUCAUUAGUCAGGUUGAAUGUCCUUUUAUUUAUAUUGAUCCAGAAAUAAUGUUAAAUCUUGAACGACAUAAAUUUUGUGUUCUUGAGAUACAAGAACAUUGGGAAACUUUCUUAGAAAAACAAGAACAUACAAUGGAAUGCAUGGAUAGUAUGAAAUCUGCUAAUAAACUAGAGCAACUUGGUGAAGCUAUUCCUGAAGGAACAAUUGAAGAACAUCAGGUUGAUCUUUGCCGAUGUUUAUAUAAGUUACAUUUUCAACUUUUACUUUUACUGGAAAGUUAUGUUAAACUCUUAUCACUACUAGUUGCUGGUGUUCAACAAGCACAUAUUGUUGACUUGUCACAGGACAUUACAUUAGUAAAGAAUGAAGUAAUGAGAGCAGUAGAAGAUACGGAGAGUGAUAGAUUAUCACCUUCUGAGCAACCUGAAGUGUCAACUUUAUCUCAGCAAGAAGCUGAAGCAAUUUUACUUGAUCUUGUACAUUCUCAUAAGUGGGGAAAAGCCAUAAGACAUUUACAUUGCUAUCGUAGUUUAUUUCCUGGCUCAAUGUUUGGAAAUUCAGAAGAAGAUGAUGUUGAUGUUAUACUUGGAAUAUAUGCAAAACAUUUGUGUGAAAAUCGAACAGGCUUUUUCAUGAUGUCGCAAGAAGAACAUGAUAUAGCAGAUGUUUGUCGUCUUCUAAUGGAUGUUAGUCUUCAGUUGUCAUCAGUUUUGCAUAAUUUAGAACAUUCACAGCAAGAAAGAAACCAUGAUCACUCUUUUCGCAGAUCUGAGUGCUGAAAUUAUUUAUUGGAAAUGCAGUACAACAUUUUUUUUUUCAUCAAUUAAGACACGUACAGUUUAUCUGCACCAGGACACUUCAAGUACGAGACAUAUCUUGUGUGACUAUUUAGGUGCUUACAUACUUUUGCAACCACCCUAGUAGAAGUCUCCAAACUCUGGCAACCAUGUGCAUAACAGUUUUUUAGGUAACCAUAUCCAUUGUAAGUUGUAAUCUGAAAAUUCACUAAAUCACCUUUUUCAUUUGUAAAAAAUUGACAAACUGCCACAAGGUGGUUGCACUAAUAUGUUAAGUACCAAUAUUUAUUUUGUAUUACAUGAUAAGCUUAGAAAAUCUAUAUCUCAGAAAAAUUUGAGUAAACACUUGUAUAAUUUAGAAAACUAAAUAAUGCUUGUAAGUGAGCUGCUUCUCUAUAAUGCUUCAAAUGAGAAUAUAUAGCUUGCGUGAAUGUUAACUUUGGUUAGAGUAGACUGAAAGGUACCCCUUGUAUCACAAAGUUUCUAUAAUGCUUCAAAUGAGAAUAUAUAGCUUGCGUGAAUGUUAACUUUGGUUAGAGUAGACUGAAAGGUACCCCUUGUAUCGCAAAGUUGUUGUUUUGUUUAUCAUCAAGUUGUUGUUUCAUUUAUAAAUAAACCUGAGUAGUUGAAUGUUCCAUAAAUAUACUUUUACCUAGAAUUGGGUGCUCCUUUACAUGUAUAUGGAUAAAAUCAAGAGAGUGUGCAAUGCCUAGUUUGUGCAAUUCUGUGAAUUUUUUUAAGUGAAAUAGGUCAGUGUGUAUAUGAAUACCGAGUUUGUGCAAUUCUAUAUCUCAGAAAAAUUUAUUAUUUUGUCUUUGUGUAGUGGCGAGUUUUGGUGCUAAAAUCGCCGCUGCACAAACAAAAAUAACAAUAACAGAAUUGAACAAGCUCAGCAUCUAUGUGCUGCCAACAAUCACCAAUUUUCGCCAAGGGGUGCCCGUAAAUAUACUUGUACCCUUAUUUUUAUGUAACAGUAGUAGACCAGUGCUUUUUCCAGUGCAAAUGAAUAAACACUUGUUAAUUAAAUCUGAAAUUUCAUGUUAAGAAUUUUUUGUCAGGUACUGAAUGAAUGCCUAAUUUUAAAAUUUAGUAAAUAAUAUUAAGGAAAUGAUGGUGUAUUUAAAAUCAUGGAGAUGAAUUAUUUAUUAAUUGUGAAUGUAUAUUAAAGUUUAAACUUCCUUAAAUAUUUAUUUAGAUAUUUCUUUAGACUUUUUCUUUGUCAAUAUACUAGAAAACAAGUUUUAGGAAUUUAAUAAGUUAUUAAUGAACUUUCUGGUAUUUUUUUUCACUUCUUAAUUUUAAA